AUGUUUAUUGCUUUUGGGGCUAGUAUACAAGGUUUUCUAACAGGGUGUAGGCCAUAUGUCGGUUUAGAUGGAGCUCAUCUUAAGGGUAAAUUCAAAGGGAUUAUUGUUUCAGCAAUUACAUUGGAUGGAGACAACUCAAUGUUUCCGGUUGCAUAUGGUGUGGUUGAGUCAGAAUAUGCAGAAAGUUGGAAAUGGUUCCUAGUAGCUCUCAAGGAAGCUAUAGAUUGUCCUAAUGGUUUGGUUCUAUCCAGUGAUAGGCAAAAAGGCUUAGAUAAGGCCCUUCUAGCUGUCUAUCCUACUGCUGAACAUCGUGAAUGCAUGCGUCACUUAUAUAGUAACUUCAAGAAACGAUUUCGAGGAGAUAUUUUGAAGAAACAUCUAUGGGGAGCAGCUAGGGGAUAUACAAGUUCAGCAUUUCAGUACCAUAUGGAAAGGGUGGAGAUGGCAGAUAGUAGAGUGGUUGAUUACUUAAGAGAGAAUCAUGGUCAUGUAUGGAGCCGCUCUUUAUUUGGAAUAGAUGCUAAGUGCGAACAAGAAACCAAUAAUAUCUCUGAGACUUUUAAUUCUUGGAUCAGUAAAGAAAGGAAUAGACCAGUGAUAGAUAUGAUGGAUGCCAUACGACAGAAAAUAAUGAUUAUGAUGAACAAAAGAAGAAGAGAUGGAGCAAAAUGGUCAACAAAGCUUGUACCAGGAGCAACUAAGCAUAUCAACAAUUUGACCAAGGAUCUUGAAAAUUAUAAAGUGUUGAGGUGUAGUGAUGAGCAAGUGGAGAUAGAAUGGCCGAAUUCAAGAUGUGAUGUAAGGUUGGAUGAGAGGACAUGCACAUGUAGAACAUGGCAAGUCUCCAGAUUGCCCUGUGUACAUGCAAUUGCUUUUAUAGCUAAGAUGAAACUCAAUGCUGAAGAUUAUGCAUCAUCAUACUUCACUGUGGAGAGGUAUCGAGAUGCCUAUUCAUUAAAUAUUAAGCCAUUGCCUGCCCAAGAGGAAUGGAAAAAGAGUGAUAUAGAUGUGGUGGUUUUGACCAUCAUGCAAGAACUUGGUAAGAAUACUGUUCCAGUAGCAGGUUCUAGCCAACAAUCUAGAAGCAACAUAAGAAGAAAAAAUAGUGGAUCGCAACAACAAGAGCACGAUUUUGAACAUGCGGCAGCAGCGAGAUCACAGCAGCAAAAAGGUAAGAAAAAGAAGAGAAAUAGUGGAUCGCAGCAGCGAGAGCUAGCUCAAGAUGUAGCAGCAGGGGCAGUACAGCAGCAAAAGGGCAAUACAGCAUCUUCAAGAAAGAAAAGAAGGAAAAUUAGCGGAUCGCAGCAGCGGGAGUUAGAUUCUCAAGUUGCAGCAGAAACAUCACAGCAAAAUGCGGCAAUUCUCUAUUCACAACAGGGUUCAACCAUUUUUAGCAUUGAUGCAAAUAGAUUGCUAGGUUGA
Molecule: messenger RNA, 1422 nt
Organism: Ananas comosus (pineapple)
Lineage: Eukaryota; Viridiplantae; Streptophyta; Magnoliopsida; Poales; Bromeliaceae
Exons: 6
Coding region: 1-1422 (473 amino acids)
Biological process (GO): DNA transposition
Molecular function (GO): DNA binding; zinc ion binding; transposase activity
Source: RefSeq, a predicted model, not a curated record